GAGCCACCCAUCUGGUAUCACAAGAGAGUCUUCUGCUGAGGUGUCUUCAGUGAAGAGCAGCCAUGGCUUCUCCAGAUGCUGAGAUGGCCGCCUUUGGAGAGGCCGCUCCUUAUCUCCGAAAGUCAGAGAAGGAAAGAAUUGAGGCCCAGAACAAGCCUUUUGAUGCCAAGACAUCUGUCUUUGUGGUGCAUCCCAAAGAAUCCUUUGUGAAAGGGACAAUCCAAAGCAAAGAAUCUGGGAAGGUCACUGUGAAGACUGAAGGUGGAGAAACUCUAACCGUGAAGGAAGAUCAAAUCUUCUCCAUGAACCCUCCCAAGUACGAUAAAAUUGAGGACAUGGCCAUGAUGACCCACCUCCAUGAACCCGCUGUGCUGUACAACCUCAAAGAGCGUUACGCAGCCUGGAUGAUCUACGUAAGUACCAGCAGCUCUCUUCCUUGGGUAGCGUAGCUGGGGAGGACUGCU
This is a messenger RNA of Meleagris gallopavo (turkey), 464 nucleotides long. NCBI's taxonomy places the organism in Eukaryota, Metazoa, Chordata, Aves, Galliformes, Phasianidae. The record is from RefSeq and is a predicted model, not a curated record.